UUUUUAAAUGAAAAGGUAUGCAAAUAUACAGAACUAAGUUGUGUUACUAGAAAAUCAAAUUAGAAUUUGUAAAUCUAGAAUCAAAAAAGUAUAGACAAUUUCAAUUUAAAUAAGUUUGGGGUUAAAUCAACUCCUUUUGUUUUAAAAAGCUGAUUUUAGUUACUGAUAGUUUAUCAUUAUAUAUGAAGAUAGUUUUAGGAUGGCAAAUCUAUUUUCAUAAACACAGAUUAUUUAGUCAGACAAUGAAAAUGUUUUUAUUAGCAGGUAUAGCAAAGAAAAGCAGAUGCCUUAUAAUAAAUAGGACCUUGUGUUCUAAAUUCAGAGUUAUGAGUGGUCCAUAUAAAAGUGGGGAAAAGCUACAGAGGAAGGGAAUACCUCGUGCCUACAAGCCCUGACUGUUUCGGAAUGUCAUGUUCCUUCUAAUACUGGAAGUGAUGGUCUGGACUAUGUGGUAAUUUUUUACAACUCAUGAUGUGAAAAAAAAUCUCAUGUAAAUAUAUUUCUGCUAUUUUUCUUACAAUGUAUAAAAUCUAUGAGUUAGGAAUUAUGUUCCUAAAAAUAACACCCUGGUAUUCCACAUCAAAGAAGAAAUUAUAACGGGAAGGUAAUAAUUAACAGACAUUUAGAAGACUUUAUGGAAAAACUGAUUUUGUGUUACCUAUUAAAAAAUAAAUAAAUAAAAAGCAACCUCCCCAAAAUGCUGCUGAUGUUCACGGAGAAAAAUGACUGUGUAAACACAUUCCAUUUUAUAAGACUAAAAUGCAGAAAUAAUAAGCUGAAACAAUUUUCAUGAGGGUGGAUUCUGAUCCCUUAAGAACUUAGGCAGAGACUUAGGGCACGUAUCCUCCCCAGAAGUGGAACUACGUGCCCUGGGUGAUGUCACCAGCGACUAGUAACCACCGCAGUGUAAACAAACAUCAGCAGGAAAUACAUGUGGGUAGGGCAAGGGUCUAGAGGCAUGCUUUCCUUCUAGAAAAGUCUCACGCCUUUCAAGGCUAGUGUUUUUGUUUUGUUUUAAGGAAGAAAGGGGACGCAACAUAACUCUUGCCUUCUGCUACAGAAACCUUUAGUUUCGUGGGCAGUGUCUUUCCUUGACGAAUGGAAUCCUUGCUGGCAGUCUCUGUAGUGUUGAGAAGUACAGGACUCUUGGCUCUUGCUGCACUUAUUGGUUGCUUGCCCCAGACUGAAAAUCUUGUCUGUGAAACUGCUCAGAGGAAAGUUUCAAGUUACCAGAACUAGGCAAGCCCACUGAGGAGCAGGAGCAGGAGGAGAGGAGCAGGAGGAGGAGGAGGAAGAGGAGGAGGAGGGACCAUUGAAGAGCAGAAGGAGUAGGGUGCGGGGGAGGAGGAGGAGCGCCUUUAGUGCUGCAGCAGCUGCUCCUCUGAUUGGCCGGGUGGUUCAGCUGCUUCCCUGGAACAAAAGGUCAAAGUGGACUGCAGUGUAAAUGUAGAGAAGCAGCCGAUAAAAUAGCAUUGCCUGAAGAAGUUUGGAGGCUGAGAGCAGCAGCAGACUGGCCAACUGCAGAGCAAGUUGUUUCUCCAGCCGUGCGGUGCAGCCUCAUGCCCCCAAGCCAGCUUAGCCACUGUAAGAAGACGUUCACUGUACAGACGACCAAACUUGCCGUGGAAGAGACAGUUGUGAGAUUCCCUUGCAAAUUUACAUACGAGAAUGGCUUGUGAAAUCAUGCCUCUGCAAAGUUCGCAGGAAGAUGAAAGACCUAUUUCACCUUUCUAUUUGAGUGCUCAUGUACCCCAAGUCAGCAAUGUGUCUGCAACCGGAGAACUCUUAGAAAGAACCAUACGAUCAGCUGUAGAACAACAUCUUUUUGAUGUUAAUAACUCUGGAGGUCAAAGUUCAGAGGACUCAGAAUCUGGAACACCAUCAGCAUCUUCUGCCACAUCUGCCAGACAGCGCCGCCGCCAGUCCAAGGAGCAGGAUGAAGUUCGACGUGGGAGAGACAAGGGACUUAUCAACAAAGAAAAUAUUCCUUCUGGGUUCAACCACCUUGAUGAUUGUAUUUUGAAUACUCAGGAAGUUGAAAAAGUACACGAAAAUACUUCUGGUUGUGUUGGAGAAAGGAGCAAACCUAAACGUCAGAAAUCCAGUACUAAACUUUCUGAGCUCCAUGACAAUCAAGAUGGUCUUGUGAAUAUGGAAAGUCUAAAUUCCACUCGAUCUCAUGAGAGAACCGGACCUGAUGGUUUUGAACGGAUGUCCGAUGAAAGGAAAGGAGGUGAAAAAGAUGGUGGACACACUCAGCAUUUCGAGAGCCCCACAAUGAAGAUCCAGGAGCAUCCUAGCCUAUCUGACACUAAACAGCAGAGGAAUCAAGAUGCCGGUGACCAGCAGGAGAGCUUUGUCUCCGAAGUGCCCCAGUUGGACCUGACUGCAUUGUGUGAUGAAAAGAACUGGGAAGAGCCUAUCCCUGCUUUCUCCUCCUGGCAGCGGGAGAACAGUGACUCUGAUGAAGCCCGCCUCUCGCCGCAGGCUGGGCGCCUGAUCCGUCAGCUGCUGGACGAAGACAGCGACCCCAUGCUCUCUCCUCGGUUCUACGCUUAUGGGCAGAGCAGACAAUACCUGGAUGACACGGAAGUGCCUCCUUCCCCACCAAACUCGCAUUCUUUCAUGAGGCGGCGAAGCUCCUCUCUGGGGUCCUACGAUGAUGAGCAAGAGGACCUGACGCCUGCCCAGCUCACACGAAGGAUUCAGAGCCUUAAAAAGAAGAUCCGGAAGUUUGAAGAUAGAUUUGAAGAAGAGAAGAAGUACAGACCUUCCCAUAGUGACAAAGCAGCCAAUGCAGAGGUUCUGAAAUGGACAAAUGACCUUGCCAAAUUCCGGAGACAACUUAAAGAGUCAAAACUAAAGAUAUCUGAAGAGGACCUAACUCCCAGGAUGCGGCAGCGAAGCAACACACUUCCCAAGAGUUUUGGUUCCCAGCUUGAGAAAGAAGAUGAGAAGAAGCAAGAGCUGGUAGAUAAAGCAAUAAAGCCCAGUGUUGAAGCCACGUUGGAAUCUAUUCAGAGGAAGCUCCAGGAGAAGCGAGCGGAAAGCAGCCGUCCUGAGGACAUUAAGGAUAUGACCAAAGACCAGAUUGCUAAUGAGAAAGUGGCUCUGCAGAAAGCUCUGUUAUAUUAUGAAAGCAUUCAUGGACGGCCGGUAACAAAGAACGAACGUCAGGUGAUGAAGCCACUAUAUGACAGGUACCGGCUGGUCAAACAGAUCCUGUCCCGAGCCAACACCAUACCCAUCAUUGGUUCCCCCUCCAGCAAGCGGAGAAGCCCUUUGCUGCAGCCAAUUAUCGAGGGCGAAACUGCUUCCUUCUUCAAGGAGAUAAAGGAAGAAGAGGAGGGGUCAGAAGACGAUAGCAAUGUGAAGCCAGACUUCAUGGUCACUCUGAAACCCGAUUUCAGUGCACGAUGCUUUCUGGACCAAUUCGAAGAUGAUGCUGAUGGCUUUAUUUCCCCAAUGGAUGAUAAAAUACCAUCAAAAUGCAGCCAGGACACAGGGCUUUCGAAUCUCCAUGCUGCCUCAAUACCUGAACUCCUGGAACACCUCCAGGAAAUGAGAGAAGAAAAGAAAAGGAUUCGAAAGAAACUUCGGGAUUUUGAAGACAACUUUUUCAGACAGAACGGAAGAAAUGUCCAGAAGGAAGACCGCACUCCUAUGGCUGAAGAAUACAGUGAAUACAAGCACAUAAAGGCAAAACUGAGGCUCCUGGAGGUGCUCAUCAGCAAGAGAGACACGGAUUCCAAGUCCAUGUGAGGGGCGACCCCCGCCCGAGCACAGGGGGCUGGCAGCUGCAGUGAGAGUUUACUCUCCCCUGAGAAAGAGCAGCUCUGGAAGGCAGCCUUGGAGCUGGCCCUGCAAAGCAUGCGGCCCUUCUGCCUCUAGACCAUUUGGCAUCGGCUCCUGUUUCCAUUGCCUGCCUUAGAAACUGGCUGGAAGAAGACAAUGUGACCUGACUUAGGCAUUUUGUAAUUGGAAAGUCAAGAUUGCAGUGUGUGCACAUGCGCCUGCGCACAGACACACACACAUACACACACACAGUAGUGGAGCUUUCCUAACACUAGCAGAGAUGAAUCACUACAUUAGACAACACUCAUCUACAGAGAAUAUACACUGGUCUUCCCCGGAUAACUGAGAAACAUGAGACCAUUCUCUGUCUAACUGUGAUAAAAACAAGCUCAGGACUUUAUUCUAUAGAGCAAACUUGCUGUGGAGGGCCGUGCUCUCCUUGGACCCAGUUAAGUGCAAACGUGCAUUGGAGCCCUAUUUGCUGCCGCUGCCAUUCUGGUGACCUUUCCACAGAGCUGCGCCUUCCUCACGUGUGUGAAAGGGUUUCCCCUUCAGCCCUCAGGUAGAUGGAAGGUGCAUCUGCCCACAAUGGCAGUACAGUCAUCAUCUUCAGGGUGUUUCUUCAGGACUUCCUCAGCUGACAAGGAAUUUUGGUCCCUGCCUAGGACCGGGUCAUCUGCAGAGGACAGAGAGAUGGUAAGCAGCUGUAUGAAGGCUGAUUUUAAAACCAGCUGAUGGGAGAAGAGCCUGGAGAUUCUUUCCUGAACACUGACUGCACUUACCAGUCUCAGAUUUUAUCAUCAAAUACCAAGCCAGGCCAGCAUGCUUAUGGCAACCUGUUUGGGGCUGUUUUGUUGUGGCACUAGCCAAACAUAAAGGGGCUUGCUUAAGUCCUAGCCUGCAUACAGAGGAUCAGGGGAGAGAAGGGGCCUGUGUUCCCAGCCUCCUGAGUACUUACCAGAGUUUAAUUUUUCAAAAAAUAUCUGCACUAAAAUACCCAAACUGACGGGUAAAUGUAGCCCUCAGAGCUCAGCCCAAGGCAGAAUCUAAAUGACACUAUUUUCGAGAUCGUGUAUAAAAAGAAAAAAAUGUCAUUCUGUCUGGCCAAUUAUAAUUUUUUUCAAAGACUGUCACAAAGCUGUCUAUAUUAGACAUUUUGGAGGGACCAGGAAAUGUAAGACACCAAAUCAUCCAUCUCUUCAGUGUGCUUGAUGUCACCUUGUGAUGUGUUGUUACUUUAACUCCUGCGCUGAGGACAGUGGGUUCUGGGUCCACCUUUGUGCUCUGCGAGGCCGAGCCCAGGCGUCUGCCCGCCCGCCAUGGCUGACCAGAGAAGGUGCUUCAGGAGCUCUGCCUUGGACGACAAGUGUUACAGGAUGAACACACAGCAGAGCCACCCUCCUGUAUGUUUUGAAAGUUGCCUUCUUAAAGGGCGCAGUUUUAAGGAAAAGAAAAAGAAUGUAAAACUAUACUGACCAGUUUUCAGUUUUAAAGGGUCGUGAGAAACUGGCUGGUCUAAUGGGAUUGACAGCAACAUUUUCCAUUGCUGAAGUGAGGUAGCAGCUCUCCUCUGUCAGCUGCAUGUUAAGUCAAGGAUGGGGAAAAAGAAUGCCUUUAAGUUUGCUCUUAAUCGUAUGGAAGCUUGAGCUAUGUGUUGGAAGUGCCCUGGUUUUAAUCCACACUCAAAGACGGUACAUAAUCCUACAGGUUUAAAUGUACAUAAAAAUAUAGUUUGGAAUUCUUUGUUCUACUGUUUACAUUGCAGAUUGCUAUAAUUUCAAGGAGUGAGAUUAUAAAUAAAAUGAUGCACUUUAGGAUGUUUCCUAUUUUUGAAAUCUGAACAUGAAUCAUUCACAUGACCAAAAAUUGUGUUUUUUUAAAAAAUACAUGUCUAGUCUGUCCUUUAAGUAACAGCUCUCUUAAAUAAGCUAUGAUAGUAAUCAGAUCAUUACCAGUUAGCUUUUAAAGCACAUUUGUUUAAGACUAUGUUUUUGGAAAAUAUGCUACAGAAUUUUUUUUUAAUGCUACAAAUAAAUGAGAUGAUGCUACUAAUUGUUUUUGGAAUCUGUUGUUUCUGCCAAAGGUAAAUUAACAAAAGAUUUAUUCAGGAAUCCCCAUUUGAAUUUGUAUGAUUCAAUAAAAGAAAACACCAAGUUAUAUAAAAUAAAUUGUGUAUGGGAUGUUGUGUUUUCCUUGGUAAUUUCCACUAACUUAUAUCUUCAUGGAAUGGAGCCCAGAUGAAAUGAGGGGAAGCCCUUCUCACAGUAGAUCUUAUUUGAAGACAUGUUAGUCAGUGGUUUCUGGCUCUGCCAAGGGAGAUACGUUCCCCAGCAACCAUUUCAGCAGCCCGGAAUCUCAAGGCACUAGAAGCGGUGUCUUAAUUGGCUUCAUACAGACAGAAUGCUCUGGACUGGGGUUUUUCCUUUGCUGUCUUAGAAAUGUGUGUUUAUUAGCACAUACCAACAAAAUAAACGUCAAGAGUUAUUUCGUAAGUCUAAACUUAAGAAUUAAAGAUGGCAGACUUAUAA
This is a messenger RNA of Cercocebus atys (sooty mangabey), 6323 nucleotides long. It is a transcript of the gene FAM13A, whose product is annotated as family with sequence similarity 13, member A. The record is from RefSeq and is a predicted model, not a curated record. NCBI's taxonomy places the organism in Eukaryota, Metazoa, Chordata, Mammalia, Primates, Cercopithecidae. The transcript has 18 exons. The coding region runs from base 1669 to 3762 and encodes 697 amino acids. Gene Ontology annotation, biological process: signal transduction.